Molecule: messenger RNA, 4973 nt
Organism: Papaver somniferum (opium poppy)
Lineage: Eukaryota; Viridiplantae; Streptophyta; Magnoliopsida; Ranunculales; Papaveraceae
Product: pleiotropic drug resistance protein 2-like
Exons: 18
Coding region: 271-4737 (1488 amino acids)
Cellular component (GO): membrane
Molecular function (GO): ATP hydrolysis activity; ATP binding; ABC-type transporter activity
Source: RefSeq, a predicted model, not a curated record
UUUUUCGUUCUCACUUUGAUCCUCUUUUCUCCUUCUUCAUCAUCAUCUCUCUCUGUGCAGAGAGACACAGACAAAUCUCUAAUACACUCUCCAAAAUCACAACCAAAACCCUAUAAUUAUUCCAGAUUUUUUUUUCUUUUUCUUUUUGCAGCCGAGAAAAGGCGGGGAAAUAUUCGAAUAUCUAUCUUUAUUUUACAGAUGAAUUUCUGAUACUGAAUCAUAUUUUUUUGAUUGAUUGAGUAGAUCUGAAAAGAGAGAAAUCAAGAAGAAAUGGCGAAUUUAGGAGCAUUAUUAGCAGGAGGAGGAGAUGAUUUAGCUCGAUCAAUGAGUAGAUCAUCAAUAGGAGGAAGUAGAAGAAGUUGGGCAUCAACUAGUAUGAGAGAAGCAUGGAGCGGAGGAGGAGAACAACACCAACAUCCAAGUCAAAGAAGACAUCAUCAUGAAGAAGAUGAAGAGGAAUUAGUAUGGGCUGCUAUUGAGAGAUUACCGACUUAUGAUAGAGUUAGAAAAUCUGUUUUAUCAUCGGUUAUGGAUAAUGGUAGAAUCCGUCAUUCUGAAAUUGAUGUUGCUAAAUUGGGGUUACAAGAUAAGAAGCAGUUGAUGGAUAGUAUACUUAAAGUUGUGGAAGAAGAUAACGAAAAGUUUCUUCAGAGAUUGAGGAAUCGAAUCGAUAGGGUUGGAAUUGAUAUUCCUAAGAUUGAAGUGCGAUUUGAGAAUUUGUCAGUGGAGGCUGAUGCUUAUCUUGCUAGUAGAGCACUUCCAACAUUGUUCAAUGCUACUUUGAAUGCUUUUGAGACGAUUUUUGGUUUAAUUCGAUGUGCGCCAUCCAAGAAGCAAGUGAACAAGAUACUUCGUGGAUUGAAUGGAGUCGUAAAACCUUCCAGGUUGACAUUGCUACUUGGACCUCCGACCUCAGGAAAAACUACAUUCUUGCAAGCACUUGCAGGAAAGCUUGAUAAAAGUCUACGGGUCUCUUUUCUUUCUAUUGCUUAUACAUGUACCCCCUCUCUUGCAUGUGUAAUUAGUGUCGUUCAUACAUGUCUAACGGUGUAUUUGUGCCUUCUACAGGUAACUGGAAAAGUCACCUACUGUGGACAUGAAUUCUCAGAAUUCAUCCCUCAAAGGACCUCCGCAUAUAUUAGUCAGCACGACCUUCACAAUGCACAGAUGACAGUAAGGGAAACAUUGGAUUUUUCCGGACGCUGCUUAGGAGUUGGCACCAGAUUCGACAUGUUGGCAGAGUUGUCAAGACGAGAAAAAGAGGCAGGAAUAAAGCCAGAUCCUGAGAUCGACGCAUUCAUGAAGGCGACAGCCAUAGAAGGACAAGAAAGCAGUUUAGUGACAGAUUAUGUUCUUAAGAUACUUGGGCUCGAUAUUUGUGCUGAUAUUAUGGUGGGUGGUGCCAUGGCAAGGGGUAUAUCCGGUGGGCAAAAAAAGCGUGUGACAACUGGAGAGAUGUUGGUCGGUCCAGCAAAAGCUCUCUUCAUGGAUGAAAUAUCAACUGGGCUAGACAGUUCAACCACCUUUCAGAUUAUUAAGUUUAUGAAACAAAUGGUACAUGUGAUGGAUGUGACUAUGAUCAUAUCUCUCUUGCAACCUGCUCCAGAAACAUUUGAUCUCUUUGAUGACAUUAUCCUACUUUCGGAGGGUGAGAUUAUCUACCAAGGACCCCGUGAAAAUGUUCUUGACUUCUUUGAAAGCAUGGGAUUCAAAUGCCCCGAAAGGAAAGGAGUAGCAGAUUUUCUGCAAGAGGUAACUUCAAAGAAGGACCAAGAGCAAUAUUGGUACAAUAAGAAUGAGCCUUACAGAUACAUCUCAGUAUCUGAGUUUGUGCACUCCUUCAAAAGCUUCCACAUAGGUCAACAACUUACAGAGGAACUCAAAAUUCCUUAUGACAAAUCGAGAGCCCAUCCUGCUGCAUUAGUAAAGACCAAGUAUGGUAUCUCCAACAGGGAACUCUUUAAGGCAUGCUUCUCGAGGGAAUGGUUGUUGAUGAAGCGCAGCUCUUUCCUGUACAUUUUCAAAACUUGCCAGAUAACAUUUAUGUCAAUCAUCACAUUAACUGUGUUCUUGAGAACAGAGAUGACUCCUGGUACAAUAGCUGGAGGAGGGAAGUAUCUUGGAGCCCUGUUUUUCAGUCUGAUUCAAGUGAUGUUUAAUGGGAUGGCUGAGCUUGCUAUGACUGUAUUCGGGCUGCCUGUGUUCUAUAAGCAGAGAGAUUUUCUGUUUUAUCCUGCAUGGGCUUAUGCUUUGCCAAUCUGGAUCCUCAGGAUUCCUCUCUCCUUUAUGGAAUCUGCAAUAUGGAUCAUUCUUACGUACUACACAAUUGGGUUUGCACCUGCAGCCAGUAGAUUCUUCCGACAGUUCUUGACGUUUUUUGGUAUCCAUCAGAUGGCUUUAUCACUUUUCCGUUUCAUAGCAGCACUUGGACGAACCACAGUGGUUGCAAAUACACUCGGUACCUUUACCUUGCUGUUGGUUUUUGUGCUUGGAGGAUACAUUGUUUCCAAAGACGAUCUUCAGCCAUGGAUGAGUUGGGGAUACUAUGUUUCUCCAAUGAUGUACGGCCAAAAUGCCAUUGCCAUUAACGAAUUUCUUGAUGAAAGAUGGGACAAGCCUCUACCCGGAGCUGAUCCCGUCACUGGUCAAUCGACGGUAGGAAAGGUUCUUCUGAAAUCCAGAGGAUUAUUUUUGACAGACAACUGGUUUUGGAUUUGUGUUGGGGCACUCUUUGCGUUUUCUGUUCUCUUCAACGUUCUUUUCAUGCUUGCACUUACUUAUUUAAGCCCUUUUGGUGAGUCUAAAGCUUUGAUUGCGGAUGAGGAUGACAGUAAGAAGUCGAAGAACAUCCGGUUACAGGAGAUUAGUGGAUCAAAUGCAACAGAACCAAAAAGAGGAAUGGUUCUACCUUUCCAGCCUCUUUCACUUUCGUUCAACCAUGUGAAUUACUAUGUUGAUAUGCCUGCUGAAAUGAAGUCCCAAGGAAUUGAAGAAACUCGUCUCCAGUUGUUAAGAGAUGUUAGCGGGGCUUUCAGACCAGGAGUAUUGACAGCAUUAGUUGGUGUUAGCGGUGCUGGAAAAACUACCUUGAUGGAUGUUCUAGCAGGAAGGAAAACUGGAGGGUACAUUGAAGGAGAAAUUAACAUAUCUGGAUAUCCAAAGAACCAAGCAACAUUUGCUCGAGUUAGUGGUUACUGUGAACAAAAUGAUAUUCAUUCACCUCAUGUCACAGUUUACGAAUCUCUUUUGUACUCAGCCUGGCUUCGUCUCUCUGCUGAUGUUAAGAAGGAGACGCGAAAGAUGUUCGUUGACGAGGUUAUGGACUUGGUUGAGCUUCAUCCGCUGAGCAAUUCUCUAGUUGGUAUGCCUGGAGAAGACGGUCUUUCAACUGAACAGAGAAAGAGACUUACCAUAGCCGUAGAGUUGGUUGCUAAUCCAUCAAUCAUUUUCAUGGAUGAGCCAACAUCAGGUCUUGAUGCUAGGGCUGCCGCAAUUGUCAUGCGAACCGUGAGAAACACAGUAGAUACAGGGAGAACGGUUGUCUGCACUAUUCAUCAACCUAGUAUUGAUAUCUUUGAAGCUUUUGAUGAGCUUUUAUUGAUGAAAAGAGGAGGGCAAGUCACAUAUGCUGGAUCACUUGGUGCUCGUUCUCACAAGCUUGUAGAAUACUUUCAGUCUGUUCCCGGUGUUGCAAAGAUUAGAGAUGGAUAUAAUCCUGCUACAUGGAUGCUUGAUGUUAGUUCUGCUUCUGUGGAGGCUCAGCUAGACGUAGAUUUUGCUGAAGUUUAUGCUAAUUCCAUCCUCUAUCAGAGAAACCAAGAAGUUAUCAAAGAGUUAAGCACUCCUGCACCAGGUUCCCAAGACCUUCAUUUCCCCACCGAGUACUCCCAAGAUUUUCUGACUCAAUGCAAAGCGUGUUUCUGGAAACAACAUUGGUCAUAUUGGAGGAAUCCUAAAUACAAUGCAAUCCGAUUGUUCACAACUACAGUCAUUGGAAUUCUAUUUGGUGUAAUCUUUUGGGACAAAGGAGACAAAACCUCUAAACAACAAGACCUGCAGAAUUUGCUUGGAGCUAUGUAUUCUGCUACUCUUUUCCUUGGAGCGGGUAACGCUGCUUCUGUGCAGGCUAUUGUUGCGGUUGAGAGAACAGUAUUCUACCGUGAAAAAGCUGCGGGAAUGUACUCCGCAUUGCCCUACGCAUUUGCACAGGUGGCCAUCGAGGUGAUUUAUGUCUUUGUCCAGACCUUGGUGUACUCUCUUAUCCUUUUCUCUAUGAUUGGGUUCCCUUGGGGCGUAGCCAAGUUCUUGUACUUCUUCUACUUCAUGUUCAUGUGCUUUAUCUACUUUACAUUGUACGGCAUGAUGUGCGUAGCGCUGACUCCAUCCCCCCAAAUUGCUUCCAUCGCUAUGUCCUUCUUCUUAAGUUUAUGGAAUUUGUUCUCUGGUUUUCUCCUCCCUAGGCCGCAAAUUCCCAUAUGGUGGAGGUGGUACUACUGGGGUUCACCUGUUGCUUGGACUCUUUACGGUCUAGUGGCAUCUCAGGUUGGUGACAAGACCAAUGAAUUGCUGGUUCCCGGGUUGUUAGUCAAUCCAACAGUAAAAAGUUUCCUGAAGGAUAUUUUCGGUUUUGAAUACGACUUCCUUAAGUGGGUUGUCUUAGCUCAUAUCGGGUUUGUUGUUGCCUUUUUCUUUGUCUUUGCUUAUGGAAUCAAGAACUUCAACUUCCAAAGAAGAUGAUAAAUGAAUACUCUGAUUUUCCAUCGUUACAUAGAUUCCAACAUUUGUGAGUAGAUUGAUUAGUACCUAUAGGAGAAAGUAUCCAAGUGUAAAUUAAAGUUAAGAGGGAGAGGAAGUUGCAUAUAUAUGUAGCUUUCCAUGUUUUUUGUUUUACAAGUUGAUCUUUUUUUAAUACCAAUUCGUAAUUACUGUAAAUGGAAGGUUCAAAACAUGAAAAUUCAAUUCAAUCCAAAUGA